GGGUAGGAGAAAUGUUUGUGGGUGAUGUCAAGAUUAGAGACAUUAGAGAGGCGGAGUCCAAGCCCUUGCUGUGUGUGUGUGUGUGUGUGUGUGUGUGUGUGUGCGCGCGUGUGUGUGCAGGGUGUGUACUGUGUGGGUGUAUGCACAAUGCCUAUGUUACGGGUCUGUGUAGGUGGCUGUUGUGUGUGUGUGUGUGUGCUUGAGUCUAUCAUGCAGGGAUGGGACAUGGAGACCCAGCACGGCAGUGUGUGCUUUUCAGGUUUGCUGUGUGUACAUGGCUGUGUGCUUUUGUCAUUAGUGCAGGCAGCAUGUUCCUGUCAGUCUGCCCUCUUCUGUGCGUUUGCCUCCUUGGGAACAUGUGUGUGGCCUCCAUGCUCCUGUGACUUAUUUUUGAGGUCCUGGCAUGGUGUGUCUUUCCUCCAAGAACUGUACAAAGCAAUUAGCCGAUUUUGCCCCCUCUGCGAAUGCUCGUAGUUCCAAAAGGUUUUAGUGGAUUUAAACUUAAGGCCUCUUCUAUGCCUUUAUUAGAGGUGCAUGUGUGUGAAAAUAAUGGCUGACCCAGGUUCCAUGGAGAGAGAGUAAGGCAGCCAUACCUAAGAGAUGCAGAAGAAUGGAUGAGGAGGGAGCAGUGCAAAAAAUUGUUUUAUUUGUUCUGUUUUCCUGGUAGCCAUCACAGACGCUGGUGAUUAAGGUCAUGGAAAAGCUGGAAGAAAGCUGGGGGGGGGGCGGUGAGAGGAGGAGCUGUCCCAAGUCAGUGAAUGUGUUUGUGCUGUGUAUGUGCUUUAUCUGACCACGGUCGGGAUGUAUGUGUACACGGUGCAGGGGUGACCCAGGGAGGGGCCACAGCCUACGUAGUAAGCAUGUGUCUCAGGGUCUACACUGACAUGCUCCUGCCUCUGGCGUGACUCCUGGGGUUACAUGUCCGUUUAUGUAGUUACUGCCCACAUGGUGGCCGCAGAGUCCACUCCAGCAAUUCUCAUGUGGCUGUCUGAGUUCAAGUGUGUCUACCCCAUGGCAGUGCUCACACAUGUCUAGGCAUGUGGGGGUCCCCAUGCUCAAAGCUGUCUGUACGUCUCCCCAAAGCACAUACUUUCCUAUUAUUUCUCCUAAUGCGGCUGUGAUAUACAUGGUUCCCCACUGCUUGCUGUAUUCUCGUGCUCUACACACGAUUCCUGGGAGUCCGAGAGGGUUCUCGUGUCUCAGGGUCCAGACUUGCUUGUGUGUGCAAACCUGAGUCUGCCCGUAAAAAGAGCAGGGAAGGACCGGCUCUGAGGCAGUGGGCAGUAUGGAAGCAGACAUGAAAAUGUAGUGGGGCUUUCACUGUUCUCUUCUGGAACCUAGCGGGUUAACAAGCCGUUCUUCCGGUCGCACACCCCCCCCCCAGCCUGUAGCUUCUUGUUGCCAUGGAGAUGGUGGCCCCGCCCCUGAUGCAGCACCAGCCCCCCCAUUGGCUGCAGUGGUGACUGUGGGGCUGAGGGGGGGAGCCCAGGCCUGGGCAGCCAUUCUGGAGCUGGAGCCGGAGCUUGGCAUCCCCCCACUUUCAUUCUCCUUCAGCCCUUCGGCCCCUCCAAAUUCCCUAGCAGCAGACCUUCGGCUCCCUUUCUCUAAGCUCCUGUUCCUUCGAUUCUUGGCAGGCUGAGCUUCAUCCGCAUUCACCUCCCCCUCCUUCUCACCAGCCUUUACUUGGGAGUCCCCAGAAUCCCACUGCCCUUCCUCCCCACUCCCCUGCAUUCUUUUCUUCUCUUCAACCAUUUACUAGCACUGCAGUGCACGUGGAACCGGCUCCUUCUGCCCGCUCCCCAUCGGUCCCUUCCUCCCAUCUUCUGUUCCCCUCACUCAGCACAGGUCUCUUCUGAGACCUCCCCCUCCAGUCCUGGGAGGGGGUCAUGGGAGGCAGCCCUGGACCUCCAGACAGACAGGGUCUCUGGGAGGUGUGGGGCAGGGGGAGGAUGUGCCUAGCUGGGAAAAGAGGAAAGCCCACCCAUGGGCAAUGACCUUUAACCCAUCUCCCCAAGCAAGCCCCUUCUUUUGGGUGGGAGACAGGCAAACUGAGCCUCCCUGGGCCGUGAAUAGUCUUCAUUAGGGAGGUUUCACUGACCCUCCUGACUAUGCCCCCCUGGUGAUUGACUGCCUGUCCCAGUCAUGGGCUUAAGGCCUCCCACCCCGACCCCCUCAGGGGGCUCCGGCUCAGGUUCCUUGCCCCCUCCUUCCCACCGCCAGCCUCUCCGCCGCCGCUGCUCUUCUUGCUGCUUUCCGGGGGAAUACCACUUGGGUCGCUCGAGGAGGAAGAGUGUCCCAGGGGGGAAACAGUACAGCAUGGAGGCCGCCCCCGCUGCGCCCUUCCGGCCCUCGCAAGGCUUCCUGAGCCGGAGGCUAAAAAGCUCUAUCAAACGUACAAAGUCACAACCCAAACUUGACCGGACCAGCAGCUUUCGACAGAUCCUGCCUCGCUUCCGAAGUGCUGACCAUGACCGGGCCCGGCUGAUGCAGAGCUUCAAGGAGUCACACUCCCAUGAGUCCCUGCUGAGCCCCAGCAGUGCUGCUGAGGCCUUGGAGCUCAACCUGGAUGAAGACUCCAUUAUCAAGCCAGUGCACAGCUCCAUCCUGGGCCAGGAGUUCUGCUUUGAGGUAACAACAUCGUCUGGAACAAAAUGCUUUGCCUGUCGGUCUGCAGCCGAAAGGGACAAAUGGAUUGAGAAUCUGCAGAGGGCUGUAAAACCCAACAAGGACAACAGCCGCCGGGUAGAUAACGUGCUGAAGCUAUGGAUCAUAGAGGCUCGAGAGCUGCCCCCCAAGAAGCGAUAUUACUGUGAGCUGUGCCUGGACGACAUGCUGUAUGCACGGACCACCUCCAAGCCCCGCUCGGCUUCAGGAGACACCGUCUUUUGGGGCGAGCACUUCGAGUUUAACAACCUGCCUGCCGUCCGGGCCCUGCGGCUGCAUCUGUACCGUGACUCAGACAAAAAGCGGAAGAAGGACAAGGCGGGCUACGUUGGCCUGGUGACUGUUCCGGUGGCCACCCUGGCUGGGCGCCACUUCACAGAGCAGUGGUACCCCGUGACCUUGCCGACAGGCAGUGGGGGCUCUGGGGGUAUGGGCUCGGGGGGAGGAGGGGGGUCAGGGGGUGGCUCAGGGGGCAAAGGGAAAGGAGGUUGUCCUGCUGUGAGACUGAAAGCCCGUUACCAGACGAUGAGCAUCCUCCCCAUGGAGCUGUAUAAGGAGUUUGCAGAGUAUGUGACCAACCAUUACCGGAUGCUGUGUGCAGUACUGGAGCCUGCCCUGAAUGUCAAGGGCAAGGAGGAGGUGGCCAGUGCAUUGGUUCACAUCCUGCAGAGCACAGGCAAGGCCAAGGACUUCCUUUCAGACAUGGCCAUGUCAGAGGUAGACCGAUUCAUGGAGCGGGAACACCUCAUAUUCCGCGAGAACACGCUCGCCACUAAAGCCAUAGAAGAGUAUAUGAGACUGAUUGGCCAGAAAUACCUCAAGGAUGCCAUUGGGGAGUUCAUCCGUGCUCUGUAUGAAUCUGAGGAGAACUGUGAAGUAGACCCCAUCAAGUGCACAGCUUCCAGUCUGGCAGAGCACCAGGCCAACCUGCGGAUGUGCUGUGAGUUGGCCCUGUGCAAGGUGGUCAACUCCCAUUGCGUGUUCCCGAGGGAGCUGAAGGAGGUGUUUGCAUCUUGGCGGCUGCGCUGCGCAGAGCGGGGCCGGGAGGACAUUGCAGACAGGCUGAUCAGCGCCUCACUCUUCCUGCGCUUCCUCUGCCCGGCCAUUAUGUCGCCCAGUCUAUUUGGGCUUAUGCAGGAGUACCCAGAUGAGCAGACCUCACGAACCCUCACCCUCAUCGCCAAGGUCAUCCAGAACCUGGCCAACUUUUCCAAGUUUCCCUCAAAGGAGGACUUCCUGGGCUUCAUGAAUGAGUUCCUGGACCUGGAGUGGGGCUCCAUGCAGCAGUUCUUGUAUGAGAUAUCCAACCUGGACACCCUGACCAACAGCAGCAGUUUUGAGGGCUAUAUAGACUUGGGCCGCGAGCUCUCCACACUUCAUGCCCUGCUCUGGGAGGUGCUGCCCCAGCUCAGCAAGGAAGCCCUCCUGAAGCUGGGCCCACUGCCCCGGCUCCUCAAUGACAUCAGCACAGCCCUGAGGAACCCUAACAUCCAAAGGCAGCCAAGCCGCCAGAGUGAACGGACUCGGUCUCAGCCCAUGGUGCUGCGAGGGCCAUCAGCCGAGAUGCAGGGCUACAUGAUGCGGGACCUCAAUAGCUCCAUCGACCUUCAGUCCUUCAUGGCUCGAGGCCUCAACAGCUCUAUGGACAUGGCUCGCCUCCCCUCCCCAACCAAGGAAAAACCACCACCGCCACCACCCGGUGGGGGUAAAGACCUGUUCUAUGUGAGCCGGCCACCUCUGGCCCGGUCAUCCCCAGCAUACUGCACGAGCAGCUCAGACAUCACAGAGCCAGAGCAGAAGAUGCUGAGUGUCAACAAGAGCGUGUCCAUGCUGGACCUUCAGGGCGACGGGCCUGCGGGCCGCCUUAACAGUAGCAGUGUUUCCAACCUGGCAGCUGUUGGGGACUUGUUGCACUCCAGCCAGGCCUCGCUGACAGCAGCCUUGGGGUUGCGGCCUGCACCUGCCGGGCGCCUCUCCCAGGGGAGUGGCUCUUCCAUCACAGCAGCUGGCAUGCGCCUCAGCCAGAUGGGUGUCACUACGGAUGGUGUCCCCGCCCAGCAACUGCGCAUUCCCCUUUCCUUCCAGAACCCUCUCUUCCAUAUGGCUGCUGAUGGGCCAGGGCCCCCAGCAGGCCAUGGAGGGAGCAGUGGUCAUGGUCCACCUUCCUCCCAUCACCACCACCACCACCAUCACCACCACCGAGGGGGAGAACCCCCAGGGGACACUUUUGCCCCAUUCCAUGGCUAUAGCAAGAGCGAGGACCUCUCUUCAGGAGUCCCUAAGCCCCCCGCCGCCUCCAUCCUGCACAGCCACAGCUACAGCGACGAGUUUGGACCCUCUGGCACUGAUUUUACCCGCCGGCAGCUCUCGCUUCAAGACAGUCUACAGCACAUGCUGUCCCCUCCCCAGAUUACCAUCGGUCCCCAGAGGCCAGCUCCCUCAGGGCCGGGAGGGGGCAGCGGCGGGGGCAGCAGCGGGGGCAGCGGGGGCCAGCCACCCCCCUUGCAGAGAGGCAAGUCUCAACAGUUGACAGUGAGUGCCGCCCAGAAACCCCGGCCGUCCAGCGGGAACCUAUUGCAGUCCCCGGAGCCAAGCUACGGUCCUGCCCGUCCUCGGCAACAGAGCCUCAGCAAAGAGGGCAGCAUUGGGGGCAGCGGGGGCGGCGGGGGCGGCGGGGGUGGGGGGCUCAAGCCCUCCAUCACCAAGCAGCAUUCCCAGACUCCGUCCACGCUUAACCCCACGAUGCCGGCCUCGGAGCGGACCGUAGCCUGGGUCUCCAACAUGCCUCACCUGUCGGCUGACAUCGAGAGCGCACACAUCGAGCGAGAAGAGUACAAGCUCAAGGAGUACUCAAAGUCCAUGGAUGAGAGCCGGCUGGACAGGGUGAAGGAGUACGAGGAGGAGAUACAUUCGCUGAAGGAGAGGCUACACAUGUCCAACCGGAAGCUGGAAGAGUAUGAGCGGAGGCUGCUGUCCCAGGAAGAACAGACCAGCAAGAUCCUGAUGCAGUACCAAGCCCGCCUGGAGCAGAGUGAGAAGCGCUUGAGACAGCAGCAGGUGGAGAAGGACUCCCAGAUCAAGAGCAUCAUUGGCAGGCUGAUGCUGGUGGAGGAGGAGCUGCGUCGGGACCACCCCGCCAUGGCUGAGCCGCUGCCUGAGCCCAAGAAGAGGCUGCUCGACGCUCAGGUGGAGAGGCAGCUUCCCCCCUUGGGUCCAACAAACCCGCGUGUGACGCUGGCCCCACCUUGGAACGGCCUGGCCCCCCCAGCCCCACCCCCCCCACCCCGGCUGCAGAUCACAGAGAACGGCGAGUUCCGGAACACCGCAGACCACUAGCCCACCCAGCAUCACAGACCUCCUUCCCUGUGCACCCUAUCCCGGCCCACCCAGCAUCACAGACCUCCUUCCUUGUGCACCCCACCCUGGAACAUCACCAACCGCCAGGACUGGACGUCAUCAAGGGACAGCGGGAUUGUCUCCCUUAAUGCCUCCUUGGGGCACCCAUCUGCCGACCCCACUGCUCCAUUCUAAGGAGGGAGAGUGGGACCCUCAGCUGCCCUCUUUCACCCCAGGACAACACACCACCUACCCCACACAGACCCCUUCAUUCUGGGGUGCUAUCCCCGUCCUCUGCCUCAUAGUUCCCCUGAGCACUGGGGGACAGACCCUCACCCCACACUGGGGGUGUGGCACCUCCAAACUUUCAACUUCAGGGUGAUUUUUUAGCAGUAACCAGAGCUGACAAUCUAACUCCCCUCUACCACCCCAUUUUGGCCUCCCCUGCCCCCCUUGUUAUGGGGAGGGGACCCCGGGUGAGGGGGCCCUAUUACCCCUUGAUUUCUCAGGAGCGUCUGGGGGGGCUCAGCACGCACAAACUCCUUCUCCUCUUUCCACUCUUACACUAACUCUCCCCACCCAGAACCCAGAUGGGGUG
Mus pahari (shrew mouse) is the source of this 6598-nucleotide messenger RNA. RefSeq names its product synaptic Ras GTPase activating protein 1 (gene Syngap1). NCBI's taxonomy places the organism in Eukaryota, Metazoa, Chordata, Mammalia, Rodentia, Muridae. Bases 2143 to 6000 code for a protein of 1285 amino acids. The transcript is spliced from 17 exons. The record is from RefSeq and is a predicted model, not a curated record. Gene Ontology annotation, biological process: regulation of GTPase activity; negative regulation of Ras protein signal transduction.